Condylura cristata (star-nosed mole) is the source of this 1592-nucleotide messenger RNA. RefSeq names its product gap junction protein, alpha 4, 37kDa (gene GJA4). The record is from RefSeq and is a predicted model, not a curated record. Bases 83 to 1084 code for a protein of 333 amino acids. Gene Ontology annotation, cellular component: connexin complex. Gene Ontology annotation, biological process: cell communication. Lineage: Eukaryota; Metazoa; Chordata; Mammalia; Eulipotyphla; Talpidae. The transcript is spliced from 2 exons.
GGCGCCGGGCUGCCGCGUCGGGUCGCGAGUCCACACCGCUGCCUGGACCGGCCCACAGGCAAGAGGCGGAGGCCCAGGAGUCAUGGGGGACUGGGGCUUCCUUGAGAAGCUGCUGGACCAGGUCCAGGAGCACUCCACCGUGGUGGGCAAGAUCUGGCUGACCGUGCUCUUCGUCUUCCGCAUCCUCAUCCUGGGCCUGGCAGGCGAGUCCGUGUGGGGUGACGAGCAGUCCGAUUUCGAGUGCAACACGGCCCAGCCAGGCUGCACCAACGUCUGCUAUGACCUGGCCUUCCCCAUCUCCCACAUCCGCUACUGGGUGCUACAGUUCCUCUUUGUCAGCACGCCCACCCUGGUCUACCUGGGCCAUGUCAUUUACCUGUCUCGGCGGGAGGAGCGGCUGCGGCAGAAGGAGAAGGAACUUCGGGCUCUGCCAGCCAAGGACCCCCGCAUGGAGCGGGCCCUGGCUGCCGUGGAGCGGCAGAUGGCCAAGAUCUCCGUGGCGGAGGAUGGCCGCCUGCGGAUUCGAGGGGCGCUGAUGGGCACCUACGUCACCAGUGUGCUCUGCAAGAGCGUGCUAGAGGCGGGCUUCCUGUACGGCCAGUGGCAUCUCUACGGCUGGAACAUGGAGCCCCUGUUCGUGUGCAAGCGGCCGCCCUGCCCCAACCUGGUGGACUGCUAUGUCUCACGCCCCACAGAGAAGACCAUCUUCAUCAUCUUCAUGCUGGUGGUCGGACUCAUCUCCCUGGUGCUCAACCUGCUGGAGCUGGUGCACCUGCUGGGUCGGUGCCUGAGCCGGGGGAUCAGGGAGCGGCAGAGCCAGGAGCCCCCCCCGGCACAGGGUGCCUCUGCAGAGCCUUACGCUGACCAGGUCUUCUUCUACCUCCCCAUGGGCGAAGAGCCCUCGUCCCCACCGUGCCCCACCUACAAUGGGCUCUCGUCCAGUGAGCAGAACUGGGCCAAUCUGACUACGGAGGAGAGGCUGGCUUCUUCCAGGCCCCCCCUCUUCCCAGACUCACGCCCUCAGGGUGACCAGAAAUCCCCCAGUCGCCCCAGCAGCUCUGCUUCCAAGAAGCAGUAUGUAUAGAGGUCCUAGAAGUCUAGCUGCCUGGGAUGCCCCUUCUAGAAAUCUGUGCAGGGAUGACUGGGCCUGACAAAGGCAGUGCCUGACGAAAGCAGGUGCUGGCUGGCCAAGGGGCCAAGUGGUUCUUGGAAAGCCUUGUGCCUUCCUGGUGACCAGAGGGCACUAUGGUUCCCCUUCAUGGGGUGGCUUUGCCCCGAGCACAGAGCCAGCUUGAGGUGCUCCUGGCCAAGGGUGUCGUGGGUCUGCCUGCCUUUUUUACUGGUUCAGAGAGACCUGGAGCCACUUUCCCCCACCUCACCUCGUGGCCCAUCCACCUCUUCCUUGAUCGCCCUCACAACCUGUCCUCACAGGGAAAGGCAGGUAGAGGCUGCAGGGCCAGCCUUGAUGGCAGACAGACAGCCUGCGCCGGCCCUGGCCUGUAAGGGCCCUUGAUCUCCGAUCUCCUUGGGGUCUGAUCUCCUCCCUCUUUCAUAGUUCCGCUGUUUAUGCUUCUAAAAUAAACAGGAACUUA